UACUGUAACUGGAUUGACAAUUGUUUACAACUUAUCAACUUAUUCAUUAAACAAUAACUCAUUAAAAAUGACAGCAUUUGAAGAAAUGGGAGUGUUGUCUGAAAUAGCAAAAGCAACUGAAGAUUUAGAAUGGACAUUACCAACUGAUGUACAAGCUGAAGCAAUACCUUUAAUUCUUGGUGGUGGUGAUGUAUUGAUGGCAGCUGAAACUGGUAGUGGUAAAACUGGAGCAUUUUGUCUUCCAAUACUUCAAAUUGUUUGGGAAACAUUGAAAGACAUUGAAAGUGGAAAAGGAUUAAAUUCAUCAUCACAACCAAGUAGUAAUAAAAGUUUAUUAUCAUCACCAUGGGGUCUGAGUCUUUUUGACAGAGGUAGAUCAAUGGCUGUGACACCUGAUGGUUUAAGAUGUCAAAGUCGUGAGCAACGUGAAUGGCAUGGUUGUCGUGCUAAUAAAGGUAUUCAAGGUCCUGGUAAAUAUUAUUAUGAAGCAACUGUAACAGAUGAAGGUUUAUGCAGAGUUGGAUGGUCAACAUCACAAGCAAAUCUUGAUCUUGGUACUGAUAAAUAUAGUUUUGGUUUUGGUGGUACUGGUAAAAAAUCAAAUGCCAAAAAAUUUGAUGAUUAUGGUACGUCAUUUGGUAUUCAUGAUGUUAUUGGUUGUCUAAUUGAUCUUGAUAAUAGUGAAAUUAGUUUUACCAAAAAUGGUAUUAAUCUUGGUCGUGCAUUUGAUUUAAAUCAACAACAAAAAUCACAAGUGUAUUAUCCAGCAGUUGUAUUAAAAAAUGCUGAAAUGUCAUUUAAUUUUGGUGAUGAAAAAUUUAAAUAUACACCACAUGUUGGUUAUAUUGGUGUUACAUCAGCUCCAGAUAAUUCAAUAAAAUUAAAUCCAAUAAAUAGUAAUAGUAAAAUUGAAAAAUGUGGUGAUUUAAAACCAGCACCAAAUGCACCACAAGCAAUAAUCAUUGAACCAUCAAGAGAAUUAGCUGAACAAACAUAUAAUCAAAUUGAAAAAUUUCGUACAUAUAUUAAAGAUCCAAUAGUUAAACAAUUACUUGUUAUUGGUGGUGUCAGUGCAAAAGAACAAAUAUCAUCAUUAAAUAUUGGUGUUGAUAUUGUCGUUGGUACACCUGGUCGUCUUGAAGAUUUAAUACAAGGUGGUUAUUUAUCAUUAACACAUUGUCGUUUUUUUGUACUUGAUGAAGCUGAUGGUUUAUUAAAACAAGGCUAUACUGAUCUUAUUGAUCGUAUACAUAAAGAAAUACCAAAAAUAACAGCUGAUUAUAAAAGAUUACAAAUGAUUGUUUGUUCAGCAACAUUACAUGAUUUUGAUGUUAAAAAAAUGGCAAAUAAAUUAAUGCAUUUUCCAACUUGGGUUGAUUUAAAAGGUGAAGAUGCUGUACCAGAUACUGUACAUCAUGUUGUUGCAAUAAUUGAUCCACAAAUUGAUAAAUCAUGGCAUAAUUUAAGAGAGCAUAUUGAAACUGAUGGUGUACAUAAAAAUGAUAAUAUUAGACCUGGUAAUAAUACACUUGAAACACUAUCAGAAGCUGUUAAAAUAUUAAAAGGUGAAUAUUGUAUACGUGCUAUUAGAGAAAAUAAAAUGGAUAGAGCAAUAAUAUUUUGUCGUACUAAAAAUGAUUGUGAUAAUCUUGAAAAUUAUUUAAAAUACAUUGAUAAAAAUGAAUUUUCAUGUGUUGGUUUACAUGCUGAUAAAAAACCACAUGAACGUAAAUUAAAUUUAGAAAAAUUUAAAAAUAAACAAGUUAAAUUUAUUAUUUGUACUGAUGUUGCUGCAAGAGGUAUUGAUGUUACUGGUUUACCAUUUAUGAUUAAUAUGACAUUACCAGAUGAAAAAUCAAAUUAUGUACAUCGUAUUGGUAGAGUUGGACGUGCUGAUAGAAUGGGUCUUGCAAUAUCAUUAGUCAGUAGUGUACCAGAAAAAGUAUGGUAUCAUGGACAGUGGUGUUCAUCACGUGGAAGAAAUUGUAAUAAUACUAAUUUAACAAGUCAAGGUGGUUGUUGUAUUUGGUACAAAGAAAAACAAACUUGUUUAGCUGAUAUUGAGGAACAUCUUAAUAUAACUAUUCAACAAAUUGAAUCAAAUAUGAAAGUACCAGCUAAUGAAUUUGAUGGUAAAGUUGUGUAUGGUCAAAAAAAAAUAACAACUGAAUGUGAUUAUAAAAAUCAUGUACAACAAUUAGCACCAGUUGUUGCUGAUUUAGCUGAACUUGAAUCAAAAGCUCAAUUAUCAUAUCUUCAAAGACAUCAAAUUAUUUCUCACUGAAUUUAUUUGAUCAUCAGCAGCAUUUUUUAUAAAUCAAAUUUCAAACAUGUAAUCUUUGUAUUCUUUGUAUUUUCAUUCAUAACGUAGCAUUUAAUUGGUUUAUUAUGUCAUUUACAAUAAUUAUUAUAUUAUCAACGCCAAAAAAAAAAAUAAAAUAAAGUAAUGUAUCAUAAUAAUAAAAUUAUUUUUUAAUUAUUUGAAUCAUCAUAAUAAAUUUAAGAAAUUAAA
Messenger RNA from Aphidius gifuensis, 2512 nucleotides. It is a transcript of the gene Ddx1, whose product is annotated as ATP-dependent RNA helicase Ddx1. NCBI's taxonomy places the organism in Eukaryota, Metazoa, Arthropoda, Insecta, Hymenoptera, Braconidae. The transcript is spliced from 3 exons. Bases 68 to 2284 code for a protein of 738 amino acids. Gene Ontology annotation, molecular function: protein binding; ATP binding; RNA helicase activity. The record is from RefSeq and is a predicted model, not a curated record.